This is a messenger RNA of Chelonoidis abingdonii (Abingdon island giant tortoise), 933 nucleotides long. Its product is annotated as conserved oligomeric Golgi complex subunit 5-like. NCBI's taxonomy places the organism in Eukaryota, Metazoa, Chordata, Testudines, Testudinidae. The record is from RefSeq and is a predicted model, not a curated record. Gene Ontology annotation, biological process: intra-Golgi vesicle-mediated transport. Gene Ontology annotation, cellular component: COG complex.
UCCGGUCGCUCUUGGAUGACGUGCGAAUCUCCGCCAGCUGCCAGCAUGGAGGAGGCCGCGGCGGGAAGCGGCGGUGGUAGCAGCUCUGCCCGGGGACUGACUCUCGGGGAGCUGCUGGGGGACGAAUGUUAUGCUGAUUUUUUAAGAGAAGACUUUGAUGUAAAGACUUAUACUUCUCAAUCUAUUCAUCAAGCUGUGAUAGCUGAACAGUUAGCAAAACUUGCUCAAGGAAUCAGUCAACUGGAUAAAGAGCUUCACUUACAAGUAGUUGCAAGACAUGAGGACUUAUUGGCACAAGCAACUGGGAUUGGAUCUCUGGAAGGCUCUUAUUGCGCCCUACCUCGUCCUGAUUUUUCACACUUGCUGUCUGGUCAUCCUUCUGACCUUCAAGGAAAACACUGGUGUACUCUAAAUUGAGCAAGAGCUGAGAUAGUAAAAACUGGUGAUAUGACCAAGAGGAAGCUCGAGGAAUGACCCCAAAUGUGACUGUAGAGAAUCUAGGCAAACACUUGAACACAGCCUGACAAAGUGCGCCCUCCCCCCCCCCCUUAACAUCAUGUACUCCUGAGCAUCUAGUCAAGAUAAGUGACAACAACAGGUCUUGGCUGUGGCUUUGGAGCGACAAGUGAUGACGAUGAUGAUGAACUAAAGAAACAACUUUUUUUUCAGUACUAUUUAGUUUGAUUUCCUCCAAAGGGUUGGUGAGUGCCAUGCACUCUAUUGGGGUAACCACUGAGCAUUUCAGACCCUUGUACGAUGAUCCGAGCCCUGGUUUGAUCUCUAUCUGUAAGCAAAAAAAGUCAGAAUGUGCAACAUUUCAGAAAAGCUGUUUCUGAUGGGGUCUGCAUCUUGGGGGUCCCAAAUUUGAAUUCCUGACUGUAUCCUGUGCCUUCUUAAGGCACACCACAUUUCAAGGCAAUCCGAUUAACCAUA